Messenger RNA from Syngnathus typhle (broad-nosed pipefish), 2311 nucleotides. It is a transcript of the gene optn, whose product is annotated as optineurin. Bases 285 to 1925 code for a protein of 546 amino acids. Gene Ontology annotation, cellular component: cytoplasm; Golgi apparatus; nucleus. Gene Ontology annotation, biological process: regulation of canonical NF-kappaB signal transduction; Golgi ribbon formation; protein localization to Golgi apparatus. The record is from RefSeq and is a predicted model, not a curated record. The transcript is spliced from 15 exons. Gene Ontology annotation, molecular function: K63-linked polyubiquitin modification-dependent protein binding. NCBI's taxonomy places the organism in Eukaryota, Metazoa, Chordata, Actinopteri, Syngnathiformes, Syngnathidae.
GAGGCUGGAGAAGGUUCGCCGGUUCUCGGCCGUGUCGGGGAAGAUGGCGUCCUGGAAGUUGACGCCGUGGGGCAGGAUAUUAUAGUUCUCAUCCAUCCUAGUGGAGGAAUCGUAAACAUUCAGAAAGGAUGCCGCACGUCAGUGCUGGACUUGAAUUUCACCCAAACCAGAACCGGAUAUUGUAAGGUUCAUCAACAAUCCAACACUUACGUUAAUCUCCAUUGUUGCUUACUUGUUUUCGACACGAACAUCUAAAUUUGCUUUCCGGAUUCCACUGAAGCAUCAUGGGUUCCGUCGAGCCCGUACUGAAUGGGGACACUGCUCGCUCCCCCAGUAUGGUGGAAACGUCAGAGGAGGCGUUGGUCCAGAUGAAAACUCUUAUUCAGGAAAACCGCAACCUUAAAGAGGCUUUGCGUCAGACCAACCUGUCGAUGAAAGAGCGUUUUGAGGAGCUGUUCUCGUGGCGCGAGAAGCAGCGGCAGGAGCGGGUGUUCCUGGAGACGAGGCUCGGGGAGGCCCGGGUUCAGUUGGAGGCCCUUGCUAUGGAAAACCAGGAGCUCAGCAAGAAUGUGACGCAGUCACCCUGUGCUUUGGAUGGCUCACAAGUCAUGCCUUCCGGUCACAGCGCCGAAACGGACGCCCUGCGCGCUCUGGUCAGCCGACUGCAGGCGGAGAAGAACGACCUGGUGGCUCUCAACUCCGAGCUGCAUCUGAAGUGCCAGCCCAACUCUUGUGAAGACUCCUUUAUCGAGAUCGUAACUGUGUCGGACGAAGUCGGCGUCCUGAAAGACGCCAGUGAGAGCAGCAAACAUCUCGACGCGAGCAUGACGGCGUCCCGUCUGGACAGCGAGGAGGUGACCGUCAGUCACCUGCUGCAAUCCCUCAGGAACGAGACCCAGCGAGCGGAGCGGCUGCAGGCCGAACUGCAGGCAACCGUUGACAUAAUAAGAACGAUGGAGGAAAAGAAGAGUCAACAUGCGACCAUAACAACACAGACAAGCUUGACAGAAGAGACCAGAAACAAUUCGGAGAAGGUCGAGGUGGCCUCCGAGUUUAUAAGAUCGCAGAUGAUGGCAUUGGUUCAAAAGCUGCAGCUGGCCCAGAGUAAGCUGGAUGAAGCGGAAGGCAUGAAGAAGAACCUGCAGGAGCGAUGUCACGAGAUGGAGAACGACGUGGCCGCUCUGAGGGCCCAACUGGUCGACACGCAGGCUGUUAAAUCGCAGAACGAAAAGCUCAAGGUGCAACUCGACAGCAUUAAGGCGCAGAGCUUAAUGGUGCAGAAGAGGUCCGGGGAGGAGAGGAGCAACCUGGCCCAGCUGAAGGACGCCUACGCUAAACUGUUCGAAGACUACAAUGAGCUCCAGGAAGAGCAGAAGAAGAGAGAGGCCGGGUUGGUGGGCAAGGAGGUGGUGGACGAUCUUAAAAGUCAGCUCAGCGCCGCUGAGAAGGCCCUGGCUACCAAGCAGGAGCACAUUGACAUCUUGAAGCAGGAGGUCUUCAAGAAGGAGAAGGAGCUGGAGAGCAUCUCUGUCCUGGAGGCGCAGGCCGAGGUCUACGCCUCUGAUUUUUUUGCCGAGCGGGCGGCGAGGGAGAAACUGCACGAGGAGAGGGAGCGUCUCUCUGUUCAGCUGGAAUACGUAAAGAAGCAGAACAUCCAUCUGCAGGAGAGGAGCCGGAAGAAGAAAAUCUUUCACCUUCCCCAACUCUCCGCAGCAAAUACGAAUAGCAUCAAUUGUUUGCAGACGUUAGGUGAAAUGCAAAGAAGACAUGUGCCAAAUCCAAAUGCACAAGGGCAAGCUUUAGUUUCAAGAGGCACCAACUGGCAGCGUCAGGGCGGUAUUCCCGCACACGUUUGUCCAAAGUGCGAGGCAAUACUGCCAGAUCUGGACACUCUGCAGAUCCACAUCAUGGACUGCAUCAACUAGCCCCCGUCUCGUUCGUUUAUGAUAGCCGUAAUUGCACUUUAAUCUGAGUCUUCCUCUGGACUUAACUGUUUCCUGCGAUGAGACGAGAACGGUUCGAGUCAGCGACUCCUCGCUUGUUCAAAUGCAAGAUUCGGAAGAGUUGAUAUCGUUUUCACGUUUGACGUCAUCUCAGUUUUGUUUGCGUGAGUCAAGGCAAUAUGCAAGGUAAAUAAAUCUGUCACUCGGGGGCUUUUGUACUAUUGGGUAUUUGAAAUUUAUCAUCGGGCACAUAUACUUUAUAUAAGCAGGUAUAUUUAAUUUUAGGAGGCUCACACCGUGGCAACCUUUUGACCCUGCACACUGCUCUUGCAGAAUGUUCUGUUAAAUAAAUUGAUGUCAUCAGGUCA